Messenger RNA from Saccoglossus kowalevskii, 1532 nucleotides. Its product is annotated as leucine-rich repeat protein 1-like. Gene Ontology annotation, cellular component: cytoplasm. Gene Ontology annotation, molecular function: protein binding. Lineage: Eukaryota; Metazoa; Hemichordata; Enteropneusta; Harrimaniidae. The record is from RefSeq and is a predicted model, not a curated record.
UUUUGAACUAUCGACUAUUCUUAUUGGCUUCUAUUUUUAACUCACCUUCAAAAAAUGGCGGACUAACAUUUGUGAUGUUAAAUGCUCUGCGUAACCUUCAAUAUUGCAGCAGGUUCAUCUGUUAGUUAAAUUAACAUUGAAUAGAAAUUAACAAUAUUGCAAGAUAUUUCAUCAUGCGACUAACUUGUGAUAUUGAUAUAGCCAGUCGGCUUUUACCAACUCAAGGCAUGGUUGGCAAAUCAAAAGGAGUGCGAGCGUCCUUGUCCAUCGGUAAAAGAACUGGAACUGAUUCCAAAGAAGCUGCAAUAUAUCUGUUAGUUUGCACAGCUAAAGAAAAAACUGGAAUAAAGUAUCGACUGAAAGAAAAUAUUGAGCAAUUUUUCGCAAAGUUUAUUGGAGAAGGCAAAGCAACUGUACGUUUGAAAGAACCACAACUAGAUAUUCGAUUAAGUAAGGCUAAUCCUGUGGAUUUAAAGAAUUUCUUGGGAGCUUUGAGACUUGCGAGUCGUAAUGCAGAUAUUGAGAAACUUCAGCUAACUCCUCUCACACGAGCCACAUCUUCUCAAGUAGAGAAACCUCAGACAAGAAUGACAGUAUUGAAACGCAAAGAUUAUCCUCUGACAAAGUCAUUCCCACGAUCGCUUGAAGCAUUGAAAGUAUCCAACUGCUCCCUGACUAGAAUUGAUUUCCGAAUACUAGAUCUCAAGAAAUUGAAGGUACUGGACUUGAGUGAAAACCACAUUCGUUCUCUACCCACCUCGAUGGAACAUCUUGUUUCCCUUUCUGAGUUGAACUUGUCCCACAACCAGUUGAGUGUAUUCCCUCCAGAGUUGUGUAAAGAACCUCUGAAAUCAACAUUACACCUCUUAGACUUGAGUCAUAACAAGUUCAAAGUAAUACCACCACACAUAACUGCAUUGACAAAAUUAGUGCACUUCAAACUUGAAAGAAAUGAAAUAAUGCGAUUGCCACAGGCGAUAGGUAGGCUUCAACAGCUAAGAUUUUUCUCAGCUGGACACAAUCAAAUUAAGACUCUUCCAGCUGGAUUUAUAAGACUGAGACUGGAUUCGCUGGAUUUAUUUGGAAAUCCAUUCCUUGAUGAUGGACCAUCUACAGCAACAUCAAGACUUAAAUUUCCAACAUUGUUAGAAAUAGCUGCAAGAAUGGUCAGGAAACUUGGAUUGUCAUAUGAUGAGAAUGAAAUCCCAAAACCUUUAUGUGAUUACUUGGAUUCAAUGAAGAAAUGUCUGUGUGGAAGUCCAUGUUUUGAGUCCUGUGUUCAUUUCUUGGCCAGAGUCAACUUACACCGAUUAGCCCAUACAGUGACAUCGCUGGAUCAUACAGGCCGUACAAAUGCACCACUAGAAGCAUAUCUAUGUUCACAGAGAUGCCAUAAUAGAUACCAAAAUAAUCCAAAUGCAAUUUGGCGCUGAUAUUGGCUCAAUAUUGCCCAUAAAUUGUAAAUCUACUUUUUAACCAAGAUAAAAAUGUGUUUAUAUUAAAAUAAUUAUAAUAAAAAAUAACAUAGCAAA